This is a messenger RNA of Plasmodium vinckei vinckei, 615 nucleotides long. RefSeq names its product conserved Plasmodium protein, unknown function. The transcript is spliced from 3 exons. Lineage: Eukaryota; Apicomplexa; Aconoidasida; Haemosporida; Plasmodiidae. The record is from RefSeq and is a predicted model, not a curated record. Bases 1 to 615 code for a protein of 204 amino acids. Gene Ontology annotation, molecular function: thiol oxidase activity.
AUGGGCAAUCAACUGUCUUUUAAUAUAUUUGAAAAACAUGAUAAUACCAAAAAAAAAUUAUAUGGAAAUCAAUAUUCCGAAGAUGAUAAUAACAAAAGAGAAAAAAAUUUCACAUCACAACACAAUUUAUUGACAAAUACAAAAAAUAUCAUUGAAAAUAAUAAGAUUGUGGGAAAUCAUCAAUUAAAUAGCGAAAUGAAUAAUAAAGAAUAUAAUAGGGAAGAUGAAAGUGAUAUUGAAAAAAUAAAAAAAGAAAACUUUUAUUUAUUUGACGAAAGCUUAAAUUCAAAUAAUGUUAAGCACCCUUGCCAUUGUCAAUGGUUUUUGUUUUGGGUAUAUGCUGCAUAUUUAAAUGAAAAUUUUUUAGAGAGUGAAAAAGAGCAUGUUACUUCGUUUUAUUCAAAUUUCCCAGAACAGUGUAUACGAGGAAAGGGAAAAAAUUGUUUCGCUGAAUUUUCUCAAAUCCAUCCAAUAAGGGCAAAUACCAGGACUGAAUUAAUGAUGUGGCUGCAAAUGUGUGAAAAUUAUUGUAGGCAAAAAGCGGGAUUGCCUGUAAAGAUGUUCAAUUACAAUAAAUUGUUAAAAAGAUGGAGAUAUGACGAUGGAUAUAUGUAA